Messenger RNA from Centruroides sculpturatus (bark scorpion), 662 nucleotides. RefSeq lists its product as uncharacterized. Lineage: Eukaryota; Metazoa; Arthropoda; Arachnida; Scorpiones; Buthidae. Bases 138 to 662 code for a protein of 174 amino acids. The record is from RefSeq and is a predicted model, not a curated record. The transcript is spliced from 7 exons. Gene Ontology annotation, biological process: transcription by RNA polymerase I.
GGAUCAAUAGCAAUAGAUAAGAAUACCCAAUUACACGUUAGAAUCUUUCGAGCACGUGUAUAUUAAAAUUAUAUUUAUAUAUGUAUUAUAUAUACUGUAAUUAUAUACAAUAACUAAAAUUGUUAAUUGUAUUGUAAAUGUCUCAGUCAAUUGUAAAUACCGGUAAAUUUAAAUGCCCUGAAGGUUUUAAAGAGAUUAAUUUUGAAAUUAAAGACGAAUUAUGCGAAGAAGAUGUCAAAAAUGAAGAUAAUGAACUCUGGCUAAUUCAAACACCUAUUGAGAUGGAUAUUUCAUCAUUAGAGAAUAAAAGAAUCUCUUUGAAUAAGAGAACAGUUUUUAAAGGUGAAAACAGUUUACAAGAUGGAAAAAAUCAUGAGAUAUCAGCCACAGAAAUUAUACCUGAAAAUCUUUUAAAUUAUCAAUUAAUUCUUCCGUCUAAGGAACAUAACAAAUUAAAACCAGUGCCAGUAUCUUUUAGGGGUUAUUUGGAAGUAGUUGAGACUUUGGAUUUGCCAAAUGAAUUGAAUAUUAAAAAUGUUAAUAAAGAUAUAGCCAAUUUUGAAAAUUUAAGACAACGAUUUCUGCCGUUUGGUUCAAAUGAUGCAUUGUCAUUAUUUAUUAAGAAUGAAAAUGUUAAGAAGAAAAAAAAACGCUACCAUUAA